CUUUUCCUCCACCUUUCUUGAACGGGUGGCUUAACAUAGGCCCCUCUCGCCUAUCCUUCUCGCUCCGCCCCCUCUGAUCUCCUCUCCUUUCUCCUUCUCGAAUGCCAUACAGACCAGAUAAUUCAGAUAUCUCAUAAAGAAACAUGAUUGCUAAACAUCCCAAUGCUAAUCACGCGGUCAUUCCGCUACUCAUCAACAAUGAGUCCGUCGUGGCAGAUACCAUCUUCGACGUCACGAGCCCUGCGACGGGGGAGGUGCUUGACCGUUGCGCCGGAGCGACAGUCGACGAUGCCAACCGUGCUGUCGCAGCCGCAAAGGCGGCCUUCCCCGGAUGGAGCAGCAUGAAGCCUUACGAUCGCAGAGAUAUUCUGAUCAAGGCCGCGGACAUUAUGCUUUCCCGAAAGGAGGAAUUGAUCCGAUUUCAGAUGGAAGAGACGAAUGCGGGGCGUCCGUUUGUGGAAAAGACAUUCAUGAUGGGAGUCACCUUCUUGAAAGAUUUUGCAGCCAGAAUCCCAUCGAUCGAGGGUGCGGUGCCGUCUGUGUCUGAGGAUGGGGAGACUGCGAUGAUUAUUAAACAGCCAUAUGGUGUCGUAUUGGGAAUCGCUCCUUGGAACGCUCCUUACAUCCUCGGAACGCGCGCAGUCGCUCUACCCCUCGCCGCAGGCAAUACGACCAUUCUCAAGGGUUCGGAACUGGCCCCGAAGUGUUUCUGGGCCAUUGGAGAUAUCUAUCGCGAAGCCGGUCUUCCUGCGGGAUGUCUGAAUGUCCUCUACCACCGAACGUCCGACGCCGCGGCGGUCACCAACGCCCUCAUUGCUCACCCGGCCGUGCGCAAGAUCAAUUUCACCGGCAGUACCACCGUGGGCUCUAUCAUUGCUUCUACUGCCGGCAAGUAUGUGAAGCCAGUGCUCCUCGAGCUGGGAGGCAAAGCAUCGGCCAUUGUCCUGGACGAUUCGAAUCUGGAAAGGGCCGCGUUGAAUUGUGCACAAGGAGCCUUUAUGCAUUCUGGUCAAAUUUGCAUGUCGACGGAGCGGAUUGUAGUACAACGAUCUAUUGCGGACAAAUUUAAGCCGCUGCUGGCGGACGCGGUGGAGAAACUGUAUGGCAAACAUGGCCCGGCAUUCGGUCUCGUGGCCCCGGCUGCAGCCAAGAAGAACAAAGAGCUGGUGGAGGAUGCGCUGGCCAAAGGCGCCAACCUUGUCUAUGGCGACCUCACAGCCGUCGACCUCAACAACAGUAGCAUGCGACCUUUCGUCGUCGGCGAUGUCGCCAAGAACAUGGAUAUGUACUCCAUGGAGUCGUUUGGCCCCACCGUAUCCCUCAUUGUCGUCGACAGUGACGAUGACGCAGUGGCGCUGGCCAAUGAUACGGAGUACGGUCUUACUUCAACGGUGUUCACGGGCAAUCUCUUCCGUGGACUGAAGGUGGCCAAACGGAUCGAGGCCGGAGCUGUACAUAUUAAUUCCAAGACCGUGCACGACGAGCCGGUUCUCCCCCACGGUGGUUGGAAGAAUAGCGGACACGGUCGCUUCGGAGGAACCUCCGGUUACGACGAGUGGCUGCAAACCAAGGCAAUUACUUGGGUUGAAUGAGAGGCCAGCCUGGACUAUAUGAUCAGAGUGCAACGACCCAUGGUCGGUGGUGUGUUUUCAAAGCCUCGGAACGGAGCUGUCCGCCAUGGACACGAAUGAGAGGUCAUUUAGAAUAGAUGGAUGUCAAUAGUUCGAGGUUGGGGGGUUGUGGCUGGAUUAGUGAUUACGGCGAACUGCGAAGGGACUGGACCCUUGAUCGGAAUACCCACUCGCUGCAGGGUUUAACCGCCCAGCAAUACGAGCACA
Messenger RNA from Aspergillus ibericus CBS 121593, 1838 nucleotides. RefSeq names its product aldehyde dehydrogenase. The transcript has 4 exons. NCBI's taxonomy places the organism in Eukaryota, Fungi, Ascomycota, Eurotiomycetes, Eurotiales, Aspergillaceae. The record is from RefSeq and is a predicted model, not a curated record. Bases 144 to 1592 code for a protein of 482 amino acids. Gene Ontology annotation, molecular function: succinate-semialdehyde dehydrogenase (NAD+) activity.